AUGCACUCAGGCUCUCAGCCUCUGCGUGUUUACAAGCUGAAGAGCAGGGAGGGAGUAAUCGACCGAGUGGUUGACUCGCAUUCCCUCAUCGGCCGAGGGCUUUUCAAGAAGGAAACCGACAUCUCCAAAUUCGUGGGGCUUCGAGUCACCACAGUGGAAGGAGCACAAGGAACAAUUCAGUCUCCGUUUGGCAAGUCAGGCAAAUUCAAGGUGGUGUUCCAGUCUGCACUACCCAAGGAGGCCAUAGCUGGUGCGCCUCUGCAUCUUGUUUUCAAGCGGCUGGUGUUUGAUAAGACAAAGCAGAUGCUACAGUAG
Closterium sp. Yama58-4 is the source of this 315-nucleotide messenger RNA. NCBI's taxonomy places the organism in Eukaryota, Viridiplantae, Streptophyta, Zygnematophyceae, Desmidiales, Closteriaceae. The record is from the annotation of a GenBank genome assembly.